AAUUUCCUCACCAGGUGGUGUACGAUGUUUGGGUGAGUGUUGAGUGUUGCAGCCCGAACCCGAAUCGGCGAAUCAAGCGAAUCCGGUUCAUUUGUUUGACGUUUGAGUUUUCAGUUUCACAUAGUUUUCACUUUUCUACAUGAAGUUUGAAUUGUCACGAAUUGUUGUGGUGCUUUAUUUUAUUUUUACAGAUCUGACCUUUGUAGUUUGUCAUAGGUAAUAAUAGUUUAGUUCGAUUUUACGAUACUUCAUCAUCAUCAUCAUCAUCAUCAGUGAAGGUGAAAGCGAAAAUAGAGCAAAGUGCCAUAGUGCAUACUUACAUCUCGUGUUUCUUUGUAAUCGAAUCACCGAUCUUCAUUCCAUUCUCGACGUAGGUAGUUUCAAAUCGAUCUAACAUGCCCAAUCAUAGUACACGUCUUCCCGUUACUGAUGAAGUAUGCUUAACCGAUGUGAAUAUUAGAAAAACAACGUAUCUAUGGACAAUUAAGAAUUUCUCAUCGGUCCAUCAGAAAAGGAAAGAAAUCUUGAAAUCCUCACCGUUCUCGGCGGAUAACGAUGAAUUCAAAUGGCGUUUACAUCUUAAUCCGUAUGUCAUGGGUUCUGCGUAUGAUCCUAAUGUCGGUUAUUCGGUCCAAUCACAAUGUAUUUCGUUGUAUGCACAUGCCGCAGAUGAACUUUCAGAUUUUACAAAACACUGUCCCAUCACAGGAAAUGUGAAAUUUUCCAUAAUGAACUCUGAAAACAAGGAAACAAACGCUCAAAGCGUGGACUUUUCUGUAAACCAGACAGCCAGUAAUAAAGUCUACACCGCUGUUGGAUUUCAACAGUUCGUCAAAGAGAGUACGUUGGUUGCAGACAGGGACAAGUUAUUGCCGCAGGAUAAAUUGACAAUAUUAUGCGAAAUAUCUUACGUGAAAAAAACAGAUAUCGUAUGUAUUUCUGGUAAACAGUCAUCAGAUUCGCGUGAAAAACAAGAGCCAGCUACCUUGGACGGUAUUGAAACGUUGUUUAUGAGUAAAGAUUUCAGUGAUGUGACGCUAUCCGUUGAUAAAAAAGUAUACCCUGCACAUAAAAGCAUUCUCGUCGCUCGCAGCCCAGUUUUCAAAGCUAUGUUCAGUCACGAAAUGAAAGAGAAACAGUCCAACUGUAUCGAACUUCAAGACAUCACCUUUCCAGCUUUCAGGGAGAUGUUGCGGUACAUUUAUACGGGAAAAGUUCAGAACUUGUCGAUCCUGGCCGCUGAUUUGUUAGCUGCGGCUAACAAAUAUGAUCUGAAAAACCUGAAAGCUAUUUGCGAGAAUGAGCUGUGUGAAAAACUAUCUCAAAGUACUGCUGUGAGUACGUUGAUGUUGGCCGAUAUGCAUCACGCCGAAAAUUUGAAAAAACAGGCUCUUCUGUACAUGAAAAUGUAUUCGUAUACUUUAAGUAUGCUGUCGGAAGAAGAUCGCAAUACGUUGAUGAAAUCUUAUCCUCAUCUUCUAUUGGAAAUAAUCGAUACGUUUGGUGAAAAGAAUAAGACUUGAAUUGUCAGCUGGUGGUCUAUGUUUCUGUUUUUGGGUUCAUCCUCGUGUCAUGUUUAUUCGUAUUUUUAUACAAAAGUUAUAUUUGAUAAUCGAGUAGGUAGGCAUUUGUUUUUCGAGCAAUUUAAAUUAGGUUCGGAUUGAAUUAUUAUUAACGAAUUGUCUAUCAUUAAGUCAACAUAUCCAUGCAUUUAUCUAUUUUUUAUCCAUACUAUACUCCCAUGCACUUUUAUCUGUGCUUAUAAGAUUAAUUUCUGAUAUUCAUAUUUUGUUUCGUAAAUUUUUUUAAUUUUAGUUGGACUUGCAUUUAUACCUACUUAUGUUUUAUUUUCUAUUUUGAAGAUUUUUUCUCAUGAUUUUCUAAAACGUACUCACUUUAAUAAAACAUGGUAUUUUGCA
Planococcus citri (citrus mealybug) is the source of this 1919-nucleotide messenger RNA. RefSeq names its product speckle-type POZ protein-like. Gene Ontology annotation, biological process: regulation of proteolysis; proteasome-mediated ubiquitin-dependent protein catabolic process. Lineage: Eukaryota; Metazoa; Arthropoda; Insecta; Hemiptera; Pseudococcidae. Gene Ontology annotation, molecular function: ubiquitin protein ligase binding. The record is from RefSeq and is a predicted model, not a curated record. Gene Ontology annotation, cellular component: cytoplasm; nucleus. The transcript has 2 exons. The coding region runs from base 396 to 1523 and encodes 375 amino acids.